CCAUUAAAUAACCCAUGUCCCUGCAUUAGUUAAAUCCUUCUGCUCUGCGUCUUCUUGUUCCUCUCGCCCAGAAUCCGAGAUCAACCCUGACCCCUAAGGCCAGGGGUUUUUCUCGGCUUCUUCAGAUUCCUGAAAUGGCGUCUGUUUCAGCUUUAGCCAAGUACAAGCUCGUCUUCUUGGGUGACCAAUCCGUGGGCAAAACCAGCAUCAUCACUCGCUUCAUGUACGAUAAAUUCGAUAACACCUAUCAGGCUACAAUUGGUAUUGAUUUUCUAUCAAAAACUAUGUAUCUCGAAGAUCGAACUGUUCGACUGCAGUUGUGGGAUACAGCUGGCCAGGAAAGAUUUAGAAGUCUUAUUCCAAGCUACAUUAGGGACUCAUCUGUAGCUGUUAUUGUAUAUGAUGUUGCAAGCCGGCAGACUUUCCUAAAUACUGCAAAGUGGAUUGAAGAGGUGCGAACAGAGAGAGGCAGUGAUGUCAUUAUUGUUCUUGUUGGGAACAAAACUGAUCUUGUCGAGAAAAGACAAGUCUCUAUAGAGGAAGGGGAAGCAAAAGCACGUGAGCUCAAUGUCAUGUUCAUUGAAACUAGUGCUAAGGCUGGGUUUAAUAUAAAGGCCCUAUUUCGAAAAAUUGCUGCAGCACUACCUGGAAUGGAAACACUAUCUUCUGCAAAACAAGAAGACAUGGUUGAUGUAAACUUAAAGUCUACAAAUGGCAGUGCUCAGUCUCAACCUCAGUCAAGUGGAUGUGCUUGUUAAGUAUACUUUAUCAUGUGCGGUCCACCUUUUUGUGUCAUGCUUUUUGUUUUAUGCGGGUUUUUCUAUAGUCUUCUACAGCAUUAUAUGAAAAGAUGAAAGAAUAUAUAAGCGGAUCAGGGUAGGGGUUGAUAAAAGUUCUGUCUAGACAAUUUCUGUUGUUAGUUGGUUUUUUGCCUAUAAUGUGUACUAAUGAAUUUUUUUUUUUUGAACGGCAUAAUGUAGUAAAGGUACCCAACCCAAAAUUGAAUUGUGUUCAUUGUACCCUGUAAAACGUGUGAUAUGUUUAAAAUUUAACUUGUUCAUCUGGAUUGACGUA
Molecule: messenger RNA, 1074 nt
Organism: Glycine soja
Lineage: Eukaryota; Viridiplantae; Streptophyta; Magnoliopsida; Fabales; Fabaceae
Product: ras-related protein RABH1b
Exons: 6
Coding region: 135-758 (207 amino acids)
Molecular function (GO): GTP binding; GTPase activity
Source: RefSeq, a predicted model, not a curated record